UGCGUGCCAAGAUUUGGAUCCACUAUGGGAAGGUGCUUUUAGCAAAAGAAAAGGUGUGUGUUUGAUUUUCUUUUCAGUUCUAGAAAAUGAAAAUUGGGUCUCUUUUCUUGGUAAAAUUUGGCUCUGUCGAUUGUUUGGUGUUUCGGUGCAGAGACAAAGUGAGACUGUUAAUAUCGUUGGAGAAGUAGCUUCGAACCUGGAAGAGAGGACAAUAUUUCUCCUUAGUGGAACCCCUCUCUCAAUUUCUGAAACUUCUGGCUUGCUCUUGGUUGUUGGUACUAUGGAUUCAUUAAGAAAAGUCAAGUCCCGGUACCCAAUUCAAGAUCCGCUCUUUCCAAGAAAGCAUAGUCGAGAAAAUUGCAAUCUGCAAGAAGGGAUGGAGGGAAAUCCUUUUGCUAAAACCAUGAAGAAUGUUUCAAGAGGCAUGGCUGUUCUUACAGUUCCGUUUACCAUGGGCUUUCCAAAGGUACUUUGGCUGAUUUUUAGUUUCUUUCACGAUGUAUUCUGUACGAGCAUCUUUCCUGUCCUUUUUAGAAUAUAUGUGAAUAAAGCCGUGCAAUGUCAAGCUGAUGGCUUUGAACUUAAUGGCACCUCUUGUUCCUUGAAACCAGAGUGGAGCAUGAGUUCCAAGGUUCAAUUCCCAAGAGCUGCGUGCAUUGUCAAUUUAUGUUCUCAAAUUGCACUGCCCGUUGAAUUCAAUGAAUUGGCUAUGUGGCUGUUCAUAUCUAGAUAAGUAUAUGAAAUGUUCCAGUUGUUAUAAAUAUUGUUUGUGGUUAAUCUCUGUUGGAAGUUAUGUUAAUCAAAUGUGUUGAAUGCCAAAAUAUUCCCCAAGGCAGUUUCAACUUUCAAUUGCAUGGCACUUAGUUCCAUAAGGAGGGAUAGUCACAUAAUGGUCUGAUACAACUCUUAAGUUAUGUUGCAUGUAUUUUUAAAGGUUGUAGUGGUGUCCAUUCUGGUAGCUGUUCUAUAAUAUUUCUCUUAUAACUAAACAGAGCUACCUUUAUAGACAUAACAAAGGUGAUUGGAGGUUUUA
Messenger RNA from Rosa rugosa (rugosa rose), 1033 nucleotides. RefSeq lists its product as uncharacterized. Bases 281 to 733 code for a protein of 150 amino acids. NCBI's taxonomy places the organism in Eukaryota, Viridiplantae, Streptophyta, Magnoliopsida, Rosales, Rosaceae. The record is from RefSeq and is a predicted model, not a curated record. The transcript has 3 exons.